Molecule: messenger RNA, 1344 nt
Organism: Cladophialophora psammophila CBS 110553
Lineage: Eukaryota; Fungi; Ascomycota; Eurotiomycetes; Chaetothyriales; Herpotrichiellaceae
Product: isocitrate dehydrogenase [NADP], mitochondrial
Exons: 2
Coding region: 1-1344 (447 amino acids)
Biological process (GO): isocitrate metabolic process
Cellular component (GO): mitochondrion
Molecular function (GO): NAD binding; isocitrate dehydrogenase (NADP+) activity; magnesium ion binding
Source: RefSeq, a predicted model, not a curated record
AUGGCGCCCACGGCAUCGAACAGACUCGCGGCCGAAUCACGCAGACUGGGCCUGUCGCCACGCCAGACCCGCACCAUGUCCUCAGGCAGACCAAAGAUCAAGGUCAAGAAUCCCGUCGUGGAACUCGACGGCGAUGAGAUGACUCGGAUAAUAUGGCAAGAUAUCAAGGACAAAUUCAUCUAUCCGUAUCUGGACAUCGACUUGAAGUAUUACGACUUGGGCUUGCCUUACAGAGAUGAGACGGACGAUCAAGUCACAGUGGAUGCUGCGGAGGCCAUCAAGAAAUACUCCGUGGGUGUGAAGUGUGCAACUAUCACUCCGGACGAGGCCAGGGUCAAGGAAUUUCACUUGAAAAAGAUGUGGCUUUCUCCUAACGGUACAAUCCGAAAUAUCCUCGGUGGUACAGUCUUCCGGGAACCCAUCGUGAUCCCUCGAAUUCCCCGGCUCGUACCCGGCUGGGAAAGGCCCAUCAUCAUCGGGCGUCACGCGUUUGGCGACCAGUAUCGUGCUAAAGAUACAGUCAUUCACGAAGCAGGCACAUUGGAAAUGGUAUUUACACCUAAAAACGGAGGCGAGCCGGAGAGGAUCAAGGUGUUCGAUUUCCCGGAAACAGGCGGCGUCGCCCAGACACAAUAUAAUACCGACGAUUCGAUAAGAGGAUUCGCACACGCCAGUUUCAAAUUUGCACUCGAUAGGGGUUAUCCGCUCUACAUGUCUACUAAGAACACCAUCUUGAAAGCCUACGAUGGACGCUUCAAGGACAUAUUCCAAGAAAUCUACGAGAAAGAGUACGCCAAGGAAUUCGAGGCCAAGAAGAUCUGGUACGAACACCGCCUAAUCGAUGACAUGGUUGCGCAAAUGAUCAAGAGCAGUGGAGGAUUUGUGAUCGCAAUGAAGAACUAUGACGGAGAUGUACAGAGUGAUAUUGUGGCGCAGGGCUUUGGAUCGCUGGGUUUAAUGACCAGCCAGCUAAUUACUCCGGACGGUUUGACGUUUGAGAGCGAAGCCGCGCACGGAACUGUCACACGGCACUACAGAGAACAUCAGAAGGGGAGAGAGACCAGCACCAAUCCCAUUGCCAGUAUUUUUGCAUGGACCAGGGGAUUGGUUCAUCGCGGGCAACUUGAUGACACGCCCGAACUAGUGACUUGGGCGGAGAAUCUGGAGAAGGCGGUUAUUCAGACGGUCAACGAUGACGGGAUCAUGACCAAAGAUCUUGCGUUAGCAUGUGGGCGAAAAGACCGGGAGGCGUGGGUUACCACAAGCCAGUUCAUGGAGGCGAUUGAGAAGCGGUUCAAGAAGAAUUUGGAGACCGAGGGACUGAGUGAUGUGGUGAAGUCAUAA